Messenger RNA from Erpetoichthys calabaricus (reedfish), 1923 nucleotides. Its product is annotated as serine/threonine-protein kinase H1-like. The transcript is spliced from 3 exons. NCBI's taxonomy places the organism in Eukaryota, Metazoa, Chordata, Cladistia, Polypteriformes, Polypteridae. Gene Ontology annotation, biological process: protein phosphorylation. Bases 220 to 1485 code for a protein of 421 amino acids. Gene Ontology annotation, molecular function: protein kinase activity; ATP binding. The record is from RefSeq and is a predicted model, not a curated record.
GCAAGGCGCUGUGGGCUCCGAGCCAUCGAGCUUCGCACCUCACUGUAGACGAGUCCGGGGUGGGUGUGUCCGCAAUAGCCGCCUCCUCAUUUCGUCUGCGCUGUUUCCGCCUCUGCUCUCCUGUUCUCAUGGACUUGCACGGAAUGACCGCUGCGCACCCGGGGGUCACCGCAGAGAUCAUGGCCCUCCUGGCGACCCCCUCUGUGGCCGGCUGCUGACAUGGGCUGCGGGUCGAGCAAGGUGCUGCCGGAGCCCCCAAAAAACUGCUGCGUGGACUUCGUCAAAGCGGUUGUGAAAGGAAACAAGAAGCAGAAACUCUUUGAGGAGGAGUCCCUUAAACCCCCCGGGAAGAAAAACUACUUCUGGGGGGUUUAUUGUUCCAGCGAUGCGCAGGAACCGACGCCGCCCGCAGCGCAGCCGCCGAAACAGAAGCACAAGCAAGGGGAUCAAGAGGUCACAAAACAAAAUAAAGUCGCGAAGUACCGAGCCAAGUUUGACCCAAGAGUAACAGCAAGGUACAAUAUUAAAGCCCUUAUUGGAAGAGGCAGCUUCAGUAGAGUGGUCCGAGUGGAGCACCGGGCCACCAAACAACCCUUUGCCAUUAAAAUCAUCGAAACAAAAGCCAAAGAAGGAAGGGAGGUCUGCGAGUCGGAACUGAACGUCCUCCGGCGAGUGAGUCACCGCAACAUCAUCCAGCUCAUGGAGGUGUUUGAGUCGCACGAGCGGGUUUACAUGGUGAUGGAGCUGGCGACGGGAGGAGAGCUGUUUGACCGCAUCAUCGCCAAAGGCUCUUUCACCGAACGCGACGCCACUCGCGUGCUGCAGAUGGUUUUGGACAGCAUCAAAUAUCUGCACAGCCUGGGAAUCACUCACAGGGACUUAAAACCGGAGAACCUCCUUUAUUAUCACCCGGGGGUUGACUCCAAAAUCUUAGUCACCGAUUUUGGGUUGGCCAGCUCUGGAAAUAAAGCCGGUGAUUGGUUGAUGAGGACAACAUGUGGGACGCCUGAAUAUAUCGCCCCCGAGAUCCUUUUGAGGAAGCCGUACACCAAUGCGGUGGACGCUUGGGCGCUCGGCGUGAUCACGUAUAUCAUGCUGAGUGGAUCCAUGCCCUUUGAAGAAGAGAAUCGCACGAGACUGUACAGGAUGAUUCUGAAGGGACGGUACAGCUUUGCUGGGGAGCCUUGGCCAAACGUCUCCAACCUAGCGAAGGACUUCAUCACCAGGCUGCUCACCAUCGACCCAAAUGACAGAAUGACUGCAAGCCAAGCACUCAAGCAUCCAUGGAUAGUGACAAUGGCAGCUUCCUCCUCCAUGAAGAACCUCCACCGCUCCAUCUCCCAGAACCUGAUGCGGAGGGCGUCCUCCCGCUGCCACAGCUCCAAGUCUGGCCACUCCAGUGGUUCAAACAAAUCUCGGCGCAACUGGGAGAAAGACCUGCUAGAGCGAAACCUGAAAUACCAGCCCCACCAUGAGCUACAAUGAGUAUCGAGGGUCUUCGGGUCAGUCUGAUCUGUUAGCGCCAAGUUACCUUUUCUAACCUUACUGUGACUUUGACCGCGUGCCCUGCUCGUUUGAAGGGAAUUGACAAGAUCUUAGCUUGCAGGACUUUGUUUCGUUAGGACCCUGUGGUGCUAAAACGCCCAAAAAUGUUAUUAGUAAAAUGUGAACAGCAUCAAUCAAAUAUGAGCGUUGAGUUUUUAGCCUUCUGUUGUAAAUUAUCUUUAUUUACAGAAUAAAGUAUGUGCUUUUUUUUGCAAAUCAGAACAAAACACAUUCUCUGUCUUGGCUACCAAAAAGAAAAGAGGGAAUUGGGCCUGGAGAGCUUGGUACAGUCAAGUGAAAAAGUAAGUGCACCCCAUGGACAUUGUUGGUUUUUUCGACAGAGUUGAACAGGCAGUCGUUAGAUUUUUGUGCAGACAG